GUUAAUGUGAUUGAACAGUGUAUAUAUAUGGAGUGCUGGUAGCGUGAUCGCCAGCUUACCAUUCGCAUGCCCCAGCUCAGCUCCGACGCCAUGACCGCCCUCGACUUCCUGCCUGACGUCGCCGACCACAACAAGCCCACUCUCCCCCACCACGCCGCCGACGACGCCAUCGCCAUCGCCAUGCCGCCCCCUUCCGCCCCCGCCACUCCCAACAACUACUGCAGGAGGCUGGAGGGCAAGGUGGCCAUCGUCACCGGCGGCUCGCGGGGCAUCGGGGAGGCCAUCGUCAGGGCCUUCGUUCGCCACGGCGCCACCGUCGUCGUCGCCGACAUCGACGACGCCGGGGGCCAGGCGCUGGCCGCCGAGCUCGGCCCGCAGCUCUGCGCCUACGUGCACUGCGACGUCUCCAGGGAGGCGGACGUCGAGCGCGCCGUCGCGGCGGCGCUACAGCAGCACGGCCGACUCGACGUGCUGUGCAACAACGCCGGGGUGCUGGGCCGCCAGACGCGCGGCGCCAAGAGCAUCGCGUCCCUGGACGCCGACGAGUUCGCCCACGUCCUGCGCGUCAACGCGCUGGGCGCCGCCCUCGGCAUGAAGCACGCGGCGCGCGCCAUGGUGCCCCGCCGCGCCGGGAGCAUCGUGUCCGUGGCCAGCGUCGCGGGCGUGCUCGGCGGCCUCGGCCCGCACGCCUACACGGCGUCCAAGCACGCCGUGGUGGGGCUCACCAAGAACGCCGCCUGCGAGCUCGGGGAGCACGGCAUCCGCGUGAACUGCAUCUCCCCCUUCGGCGUGGCGACGCCCAUGCUGGUGAACGCGUGGAGGCAGGGAGGAGGAGGGGAGGCGGCGGCGCCGAGCGAGGAGGAGGUGGAGAAGAUGGAGGAGAUGGUGCGGAGCAUGGCGACGCUCAAGGGGCCGACGCUGCGGGCAGGCGACAUCGCGGAGGCGGCGGUGUUCCUGGCCAGCGACGAGUCCAGCUACGUGUCCGGCCACAACCUCGUCGUCGACGGCGGCGUCACCACCACCAGAAACGUCAUCGGGCUCUGAAUCUUGGAUCAGAAUCAGAUGAUGUACUUGCCAUUGCAUUUGCAUUGGGAUCAAUCCAUCGACUCUACUUGUACUAGUCCAGUACUUCACUGAUCAACUGCUGUGCUGUGCUGUGCAUGCAUGAUUGGUUGCUCUUGCAUCUCACAAUUCUCAUUGUCCAUGGAUGAUUGGUUUGAUCUGGUGGUCUCCCCUUUGAAUGGUUAA
Oryza brachyantha (malo sina) is the source of this 1248-nucleotide messenger RNA. Its product is annotated as sex determination protein tasselseed-2-like. The record is from RefSeq and is a predicted model, not a curated record. Gene Ontology annotation, molecular function: oxidoreductase activity, acting on the CH-OH group of donors, NAD or NADP as acceptor. The coding region runs from base 67 to 1044 and encodes 325 amino acids. Lineage: Eukaryota; Viridiplantae; Streptophyta; Magnoliopsida; Poales; Poaceae. The transcript has 2 exons.